Brassica rapa (field mustard) is the source of this 4893-nucleotide messenger RNA. Its product is annotated as kinase-interacting family protein. Gene Ontology annotation, molecular function: actin binding. Lineage: Eukaryota; Viridiplantae; Streptophyta; Magnoliopsida; Brassicales; Brassicaceae. The record is from RefSeq and is a predicted model, not a curated record.
AAAACUAGUGACUUUUCUGCGCUUCACGCAUGAUAUUUGUUAUUUGUUAAUUAAGCAUGAUAUUUGUUAUUUGUUAAUCCUAAUGUUUGUAGUUGUUAAAAUAUAUGAGUUUGUUUGUAUUAAACUUUGUCUUGGUUGUAUGGUCUCACUACUUGAGUUCAAGUAUCUAUAUCUCAAGUGAUUUGUUUAUUUCGUUAAUAGCAAAAAGUUCAACAAUGAUUUUGCUAUAUCUCUUUCUUAGCUACUGAUGCAGCAUAGGAAUACUUCCAUCAAGAGCUUUCGGUUUUAAUGUUAUUUCCUUUUCGAUUUGUACUUAUUUCUUUUGUUUUAAGAUAAACAUACGUUUUUCCUAUUACUAUAAGGAUUUAGAUUAAGACUUUUGGAUGAGGUAGAUUUGAAUCCAAGAGGACUUAUGAUUUAUGCUAAGUAGUAUAAAUAUGGAUCUCUAAACUUGUAAGAGACCACCUUUAUUUUCAAUUUAAUGAAAGAGCUUUGGCUUUUAUCUCUUGCAUUUGGCUAAAACUAUUGUUUUCAACUAACACAAGACGUGUGAUUUCGAGUGGGCAUUCUUAGACUAAACGUUCGGAUCCACAUACUAUAUUAGUUGGUAUCAGAGCCAUAUUAACUUGUAUAAUUUUCUGGUUGGCUUUUUGUGAUUAUGUAUUUGACCGGGAUCCAUGGUAGCUGAUGUCCCAUAAUCUCCUCAACUGUGGAUGCUCCUGGUCCUGUUUAUGCACCAAAUGAAUCAUAACUUUAAUCCAUCACUUUUAAUUCAUAUAAUGAGGUAGAUGCGUAAGCAGAGAGUAAAUUCAACUUUAUUAGUAUAGAUAGAUAGAUAGAUGAGUUCUACUGUCUGACCUUUAGUUCCUUUUUAAUUAAAUCCAACUUUGACAAUUGAAUGUUUAAAUGUUAUAUUUUGUUUGUAUUCGAAAUUAUUACUUGAACUGAUGGGUAUUUUCUGGUUGGCUUUUUGUGAUUAUGUAUUUGACCGGGAUCCAUGGUAGCUGAUGUCCCAUAAUCUCCUCAACUGUGGAAGCUCUUGGUCCUGUUUAUGCACCGAAUGAACCAUAACUUAAAUCUAUCACUUUUAAUUCAACUUUAUUAGUAUAUAGAUAGAUGAGUUCUACUGUCGACCUCUAGUUCCUUUUUAAUUAAAUCCAACUUUGACAAUUGAAUGUUUAGAAUGUUUAGAUUUUAAAUUUUGUUUGUAUUCGAAAUUAUUAUGUGAACAAAUAGGUAUUCCCCGGUUCCUUUUUGUGAUUAUGUAUUUUGACCAAGAUCCACGGUAGCUGAUGUCCCAAAAUAAUAAAUAAAUUCAUAAAUAAAUGUAAAAAUAAAUAUAAAAAUUCAAAAAGAUAAAUGAGUAAAUAAAUAAAUAAUAAAUUAAAAUUUAUUAACGAAUUAAAAUAAUUAAAAAUAAAUAAAAAUUCAAAACAAAAAAUUCAAAAAGUUCAAAAUAGGUAAAUAAAUUUAACUUAUGCCAGUGAAAAAUUCUAACAUAUUUGUCAUAUGUGAUGGCUUCUCAAUAUAUCAACAGUAAACGUUUUUUAUCUAAUAUUAUUAUUGAUGUUGAUAACUUCGUGACAAAUUGUUGGUGAAGGUUUCCGAUGUAUCGACGGUAACGGUUUAAUGUUGAUAACUUCUUCACAUAUCAUUGUUAAUAUAAUUUUUACCUUGAUAUAUCGGUAACCGUCAUUAACAAUAUGUUAAGAAGCUAUCAACAUCAAUAAUAAUAUGUAUGAAAAAUAUUACCAUCGAUAUAUUGAGAAACCGUCACAUAUGAAAAAUAUGAAGGAAAUUCUCAUUGGCACGUGUUGAAUUGAUUUACCUGUUUUGAACUUGUUAAUAUUUUAAUCUAUUCAAAAAAUUAAUUAAUUUAUCCAUUUAUUUUGGUUGUCUGAAUUUUUUCUAUUUAUUUCUGAAUUUAUUUAUAAUUUUGAUUUUUAUUAUUUCAUAUAUUUUUAUUAUUUUAGCUGUUUUUUAUUUUCUAUUUUUAAACGAAAAAAUGUAAAAUAACAGACACAUCAUAGUUUUCACGGAUCAAUAGUACCAGUCACAUUUUGUGUGGUAAAGAAGUAAGUUAGUGUCAGGGUUUUAUGUGUUAACAUAACUGAUUUAAUGGUUUUGAAGUGUGAGUUUUCGAGAACCAAAGUUUAAGUGCUAUUUUUUCUACACUUUCAUGGUUAAAAAUGCGAUUUCCCUAUAUUUUUGGAAAUUGCCUAAACUAUCACAUUCUUAAUAACAUUUUUCAUGUUUACAUUAACCACAUUUUUCUUCAUUUUUAAAAAGUUAAUAAACACUUAUAACCCUCGGGUUAACUAAUUUAGACUUAGAAUUUAGAGUUGAGGGAUUGAGUUCUGAAAGGUGGGUUUAAAAUUUUAAUAAAUAUAUAAAUAAAUUUUUAAUUUAAAAAAAUAAAAAUAGUUUCAAAAAUAAUUUUUGAAUUUCAAAAAGAAAAUUUGAAAAGAAAAAAAUUGAAAAAUAAUUUAUAAAAAGGCUCGAAUUUGAAAACGUAUAAGAAAGUAUUUGUAAAAUGGUACAUUUAAUUAAGGUAAACAUGAAUAAUAGUAUCAAGUAUCAACAAUAUGGUAAACAUGAAAUUCUCCCUUAUUUUUUUUUAGGAUUUACAUUGGAGCAAUGUUUAUUUUUAGUGGAUAUUGAAUAGUAUGUAAGUAAACAUAUCAACACUAUUAUUUGCGAAACAAUUUUUCACAACGGAGCCCUCACGUUAAAAGUUAGACUGAUUAAUGUCAUUGUUACACUUAAUAAAUUUUUAUAUAUUUUAUUAUAAUUAAAAAUGAAUUUAUAGUAGUAAUAUCAUUUAAAAAAGAUAAUUCUUAUAUAUUUUGAUGUUAUCUUAAUGAAUUUAUAUAUAUUUAAUUAUAUAAUUAAAAUCGAAUUUUAUAUUAAUAAUAUUAUAUUUUGAAAACAAGAUAAUUCUUUUAUAUUGUGUUGUUAUCUUGAAAUAAUAUUUCUACUAUAAAAAAUUUAAAUUAAGUUAUACAACAAUUUAUAAUUUAUAAUCAAAUAUUAAUCAAGUGAUUACAUUUGCAUAAAUAUAUUUUCAAAAAUACUUUUUAAUAUUUGAGUGUUUUUAAUGAAAAACUUAUCAUAUAUAAAGAAUCUGAUGUUUGAUUUAAUUUUUUGAAGACGUAAAAAAUAACUUAUCGUGAUGGUUUGAUUUAAACUAAUAAAUAUUCAUAAAAAGAUUAUGUCCGAAUAUGCAGGCAAAACACGUAGUUUUGUUACUAAUCGAAACAUCAAUUCUACGUAUAAAACGCACUUGUAUUUAUAUAGGUUUCAUGAAAUUUACUACAAAAAUUUGAAAUAAGCAAAUAUUUUGCGGUCUCUUUUGCGAUCAACAAAUCUCCAAUUUUACGUUGGAAAACAUUCUUAUAUAACUGUUGAUUUAAAAUUUGAACAAAAUCUCCAAAUACACCUAUAAAUUUUCAAUUAAGUUUGAAAGCCUUUUAAAUUUUUUUUUUUUUAAUUAAGGGGAUACUGUUGCCUCUUUUAUAACUGCUGAUUUGAAAUGUAUUAUUCGAUAUAGAUAGUAAACACGUUUUGUUACUAAUAGACUAGUAAUAUGAAUGUUUAAAUUCGAAUAAUAAUGAAAAUAAACAUUACAAAUUUUGAAUUAAGCGCAUACCACUGCUUCUUUUAUGAUAACAAAUCUCCAGUUUCUCAGCUCUCUCUCUAUCUCUAUGAUUUUUUUGAAUCUGUAGAUUUUCCUCAUACCUUUUCUGUAUAUUUUGCAGUAAAUAGGUCCCAUUAGUGUUCAAAUCAUCUCACUGAUUCUUUCGUUUUGCUAUUUUUUCUUUUAUAUUUUUGCAAAAUCUGGGAUUUUUUAUUUUCUUUGAAGCUCAAGUUUUACUACUCUGCGUCCCUUAAACAUCAAAAUAACUCUCUGUCUGAAGACAAAACCCAUGGAUGCCUCUCAGCCUUCUCUUCCACAAUUUCCAUCUCUCUCCGAGCUUGAAUCUCGGAUGCAAGUAUUGCGCGUCUCUGCUCUUGAAGAAAACCAAACCGGUGAAACACUUUCUCAGCGUGCUGACUGGUUUUACCAGAGACGUCCUCUCAUUCUCUCACUCUGUGAAGAUCUCUACGAUAGUUACACAACUCUACUGAACCGUUACAACCAUGCCAAACCACAAAACCUCCCUAAACCCGUUUCUCAUGACAAUGAUUCUGACACUAGUUCUGAAGUUACGAGCAUCUUGUCCUUCCAACAUAUGCAAAUCACCACUUGUGAUAAGCAGAAAAUCGAAGAGUUAGUCUCGCAGCUCGCGACCGCAAACACGGAAAAAGAUAUGGCGCAGGACGAGUUGCGUCGCGGAGAACAAAAGUUCCGAGAAGCUUCCAAGACGAUCGAGUUGUUAAAGAAGCUUGUGACGUUGCUUGACAUGGAGAAAGAAGUAGCGGUAGAGGAAACAACGAAUCUUGGAUACAAACUCACUUCUCUCUUGGAAGAGAACAGAGACCUCGCCACCGAAGCGCUGUUCAUGAAAAAAGAGGCAGUGAGGCUCGCUAGAUGCGUGCUUAAGAUGAGGAACGAUCAUUUUCACGAGAUGUGUCUUCUACAGAACCAAGUGUACGCGUUGCAGUCUUCAUCGAGAGAGUCUGUCUAUGAAAAUGAAACCUCGCCGAGAUGCUUUGGGUUGGAUAAGAGCAAGAGCAAGAAGAGAAAGAUGAGUGAAACAAGAACUGAACCUGGAGAGAAGAAGAGGAAGUCCAAGUGGUUGAAGAGACUUAAUCCGUUUAUCAAAUCCAGCGUUAGCCCAUCGCCUGCUUUGCUCCAUCGUCCUGCACAAUAAAUUAUUUUACUCUUUACGUUCAAUUUUGCAUAUUUUAUUACAUUAGUUAGCAUGCAUUGCAAUAAUGUUUGUCUGCUUA